Molecule: messenger RNA, 727 nt
Organism: Spodoptera exigua (beet armyworm)
Lineage: Eukaryota; Metazoa; Arthropoda; Insecta; Lepidoptera; Noctuidae
Source: the annotation of a GenBank genome assembly
GCCAUGGGUGACGAUUACCAAUCUGAAGUUAUAUCAAGGAUAGAAAAUAUCACAGAGCAGGAUGAUAAAAAUUUAGCAGGAGCCACAAAAGAAAUAAGGAAUGAAUUAACGGUUAUAAUACCCGAAAACCCCUUCCCUGACAUCGAAGUAGACGCGUAUCCACCGUUAAAAUUCUCGUGGGUUAUACCGAAAAAGAUUGCAGCCAUGGCGUUUCCCAGGAAUAAAGAGAAUUUGAAGUUUUUAAUUAAUCAAGGUAUUACGCAUUUGGUGACUCUGACAGCUGGUAAAAAGCCUCCAGUUGAUGAUAUGCCGAGGUUGAGAUGGACAGAAAUUCCCGUAGAAGAAUUCGAGGUGCCCAACGUAGAUCAAAUCAAACAAUUUAUAGAAGUCUGCAAGAGAGCCGACAAAAAUGGAGAGGUGAUGGGCAUCCACUGUCGCCAAGGAAGGAGUAGGUCUGGCGUGAUGCUGGCGUGCUACCUCAUACACUUCCACCGGUUCGAGCCAGACCAAGCCAUGAACUCCAUCAGAAUGAUCAGGCCAGGGUCUUUGGACGCUGAGGAACACGAGGAGGCUGUAGGCCGGUACUUUGAAUACUUGACGGAGGACAACCCCCUCAGGUUCGGAGUAAGCUGUGACGUCAUGGAGGAAUUCAUACAAGCCGCCAAGGAAAGCACUAAGAAAGUUCUUGAUUAAUAAUACUGUGAUCUGUUUUGUUAUGUACCUGACA